Molecule: messenger RNA, 377 nt
Organism: Eimeria maxima
Lineage: Eukaryota; Apicomplexa; Conoidasida; Eucoccidiorida; Eimeriidae
Exons: 1
Source: RefSeq, a predicted model, not a curated record
GGAGGAGGAGGAGGAGGAGGGAGGAGGAGGAAGAGGAGGAGGGAGAGGGAGAGGAGGAAGGGGGAGAGGGAGAGGAGGAGGGAGAGGGAGAGGGAGAGGGAGAGGGAGAGGGAGAGGAAGGGGGGGAGGAGGGAGAGGAGGAAGGGGGAGAGGGAGAGGAGGAGGAGGAGGAAGAGGAGGGAGAAGAAGAGGGAGGAGAAGAGGGAGAGGGAGGAGGAGGAAAAAGAGGAAAAAGAAGGAGAGGAGGAGAAGAGGGAGACGGAGGAGGAGGAGGAGGAGGAGAAGUAUUAUUAUUAUUAUUAUUAAUAGAGGAAGAAGAAGAAGAAGAAGAGGAGGAGGAGGAAGAGGAAGAGGAGGAGGAAGAGGAAGAAGAAUAA